AUUGGAUUGAAUAGCCUUCAAUUUCAGGAACAUUUCUCCGCUCUCUAAAGUAUGUUUUGGUGCAUGCAUGAUGUUUGAAGAUUUAAGCAGGCUAAAAGCCUCGUUGAUGAAAUUUGAGAGUGCUGAAGAUGUUCCCAAUAAUUGCCAGCCAUCGCCUUUGUUGGGGUGGGCUUCAGAGGAGAGUCUGCCUGAAUCCGCCAGUGCUGAACAGGCAGCACUUUAGGCAUAUGCACAUUAGAGUUGGAGACCGGGCUGAACUUAGCAGGGCCUUCACACAGAGGGAUGUGGCUACCUUCUCAGAAUUAACAGGGGAUGUCAAUCCUUUGCAUUUAAGUGAAGAUUUUGCAAAACACACCAAGUUUGGAAAGACAAUUGUACAUGGAGUUUUGAUCAAUGGACUCAUCUCAGCUCUCCUGGGUACUAAAAUGCCGGGACCAGGCUGUGUAUUUCUUUCCCAGGAAAUUAACUUUCCAGCCCCUUUAUAUAUUGGAGAAGUUGUUUUAGCUUCUGCAGAAGUGAAAAAGUUGAAGCGGUUCAUUGCUGUUAUUGCAGUGUCAUGUUCUGUAAUAGAAAGUAAAAAGACUGUUAUGGAAGGCUGGGUUAAAGUUAUGGUCCCAGAAAUCCCCAAAUCCUGAGAUAUGUGAUUAAAGAUGCAAGUU
Messenger RNA from Microcebus murinus (gray mouse lemur), 659 nucleotides. The record is from RefSeq and is a predicted model, not a curated record. Lineage: Eukaryota; Metazoa; Chordata; Mammalia; Primates; Cheirogaleidae.